Messenger RNA from Galendromus occidentalis (western predatory mite), 2526 nucleotides. RefSeq names its product cubilin-like. The record is from RefSeq and is a predicted model, not a curated record. Gene Ontology annotation, cellular component: plasma membrane. Gene Ontology annotation, molecular function: protein binding. Lineage: Eukaryota; Metazoa; Arthropoda; Arachnida; Mesostigmata; Phytoseiidae. Bases 1 to 2526 code for a protein of 841 amino acids. The transcript is spliced from 19 exons.
AUGGAGACGAUUAAAGAGGACUGCGGGCGACCGCUGGAGCAGUGUGACCGAAUGUUCAUCAGCACUCCUGAAGGGGCUCGCAACGGGACAUUUUCCGCGCCGCACAUGGACAUCGCUCCUCGUAAGUCUGGGUCGCCGAAUAGGCGGGAGUCCUCCACAGGUGGCGCAGGAAACAGAUCACCAGUCCGUCAAUGCUUAUACACUUUCAUCGCUCAACCUGGAGAACGGGUCGACGUCACGUUCACCACUUUCCGCGUACGAGGCACGCCACCCGAGUGUAAUCACGAAUAUCUCGACAUCUAUAGCGAAGUACAAGACCCCGCAGCGGAUUUGAUCGAGUCACCUUUCGGUGGUCGGUUUUGCGGAAGAAUCUACCCCCGUCGGAGAAUUUCCGUUUACAGGACACUAGUCAUCAGUUUCUACACCGAUUUCCCAAACGAUACAGCCAACGUCUUUCGCGGAACAUACGAGUUCAUCAAUGCUUCACGAUUCAUCCUGGGAACUCCAGCAUCACCCGGUUCAAUUUGUUCCUUCAAUAUUCACGGCUCUCAGAAACGAGAGGGCGACUUCUACUCACCAACAUAUCCGGGCGUUUACCCCAAAAAUCUUGAUUGUCAAUACAGGUUCAUUGGAACGAAAGGACAACGGAUUCGGCUCGAAUUCAUGGACUUUGAUCUUUCCUUCGGAGGCUCUCAUUGUCCAUUUGAUACGGUAAAAGUUUACGAUGGACCGGACGAUGGGCCUGGGACUCCUUUGAUCGGUACAUAUUGCGGUCAGCAGCGAUCCUUAGAGGUUUUCAGCUCCGCGGAGACUCUAUUCGUGCGUUUUCGGACGUUAAAAAGACAGGCCGACUCUCAGAACAGGGGCUUCGCAGGCUGGUUCGAAUUCUCUGAAAAGUUCGCCAAAUUAGAUUUCAUCAGCGAAAAUGGCGAACACAUCCGAGGGAGCGAGUGCGACCAGAAAAUUUUGUCGCGUAAGGAAUCGACUGGGACGGUUUACUCACCAAACUGGCCUUUAUUGUAUACCGCAAGCGUCGUCUGCAAGUAUUUCAUCUACGGCUUGGAAGACGCCCAACAUUUGGAGAAAGUCAGACUAAAUUUCGAGAAAGUCGACAUCAACGCCUCCGAUGCCGAAUGUUCCGACGCUUUCGUCAAGGUCUACUUGCAGGGCCAGGAAGAGAGAGGUGAAAUGGAAUCUUUCGACCAUGCGUUCUGCGGGGACACGGUUCCUCCGCCAUUAAGAAGCGAAGGUCCUCGACUCAUGCUGGUGUUCUCAAGCGCCAACACUCAAGGCCAAGGUUUCAAAGCCACCUACACAUUCGAAACUGACUACAAGAUUCCCGGCACUCCGUCACCGGGUAAAGGCUGCUACUUCAGCUACGUCAGUGAAAGUCAACUGAGUGGGGAAUUCAAUUCUCCGAGGUAUCCAUCAAACUAUCCUUCACGAACAAUGUGUGAAUAUGUCUUCCUCGGAAAGCCUGACGAACAGGUCAAGAUCGUGUUCAAGUACUUCAGAACCCGAUCCGACUCAUCGACCACUCAGUACAAUGACGGGUGCGAGGAAGAUUGGUUGGAAAUCUACGAACAGAAUGAAAAAGGCCAAGAGAAAAAAUACGGAAGGUAUUGUUCGAGCGCUGCUCCGGGCCCUAUCGUCACCGACCUCGGCUACCACACCGUCCGGGUCGUUCUCCACACAGACGAUCAGGGUGUCGCCGGAGGUUUCAGCGCGAACUACUAUUUCUUGAAGAACGUUACCCGAUACGGCGACUGUGGAUUGAACGUCACUGGGCUGGACGGAGGAAUUUUGACUUCUCCGGGAUAUCCAGAAAACUACAAGAACGAUCGUCAACUCUGCAACUGGUGGAUUACGGUAAAACCCAAGCGACGAAUACACUUCUAUUUCACUAUGUUCCAUGUAGAGGGCGAACCGACGGAUCGGGGUUGCCCAUCUGCGGUUGUACGAGUUUGGCCAGAUCCAAAUGGAGUCGGUCCCCCGGUCGAGCUCUGCGGAGAAACUUUGACCAAUGAGACGAGAGAGAUCAUGUCUACGGGGAACACGCUCAAGGUUCAAUUCAUGACAGCGGCCAAGGCUGUCGGGAAUAGGGGUUUCAAAGCCGUCUGGUCUGAGAUCAGAGAUGACGACGAGCACUGCUCGGCUUUAAAAUCGACGUCAAGCGCGAUCGGCAACUCAAGACCAUUUGCUGGUGGUGUACGUUGCGCUGCGAGCUCGCGGUGCAUUUCCGCGAAAUUAGUUUGUAACGGCGUUGCGAAUUGCGGUCCUGGGGAUGACAGCGACGAAGUCAACUGCAUGCGGAGCUCCGGGAUGAACUUGUUCAUCGUGACGAUAGCAGCUUCGUUUUUCGUCGCCGGCUGCACGUUGUUGAUGAUUUGUGCGAGCUGCACGAGCAAACGCUCAUGGCGCGGGAGAACGCGUCUGAUGUUCCCCCCUGCGGAAGAGGACGACUCAUCGCCUCACCCAGCGGCUCCGAACAUUCAUUAUAGUAUUAAUUGUAUGGAUGACGUGUGA